Molecule: messenger RNA, 1023 nt
Organism: Adineta steineri
Lineage: Eukaryota; Metazoa; Rotifera; Eurotatoria; Adinetida; Adinetidae
Source: the annotation of a GenBank genome assembly
AUGUUUUGGAUGUUUUUUGUUUUACUGAUAUUUUCUACUGGUGAUUGUAUUCUUAUUGGUAAAAGAGAUAAUAAUAUAUUAAUUGGUAAUAUAUAUAAAUCAUUAUGGAAUAUAACGCAAAGUCAGUGUAUAUGUGAAAUGAUGAAUUCAAAUGGAAUAAUAUCAACAUUAAAUUAUUUUUCAAUAAAUCAAACUUGUCAAUUAUUUUAUACAAAUGACAGUUCGAUUUUAAUUGCAUUUAAUCUUAAUUCUUCUUUGAUAUUUAUGAAUCAAUCAGCGAUAUACAUGUCACUGAAUCAAAUUACAUCAACAUCACCUUCAUCAUCAUCAAGCACCUCAUCAUCAUCAAGCACAUCAUCAUCAUCAAGCACCUCAUCGUCAUCAAGCACAUCAUCAUCAUCAACAACAUCGUCGUCAUCAAGCACAUCGUCAUCAUCAACAACAACAGCAGCAGCACCAGGAUGGACAACAACAGGAAACAUGAGUUUUGCACGGGAAUGGCAUACUGCAUCCGUAUUAGCAAAUGGAUCAGUGUUAGUUGCUAGUGGAAUUGGUAGUGCUGGUGGUUAUCUUAAUAGUGCUGAAGUAUACAAUUCAUCAACAGGUAUUUGGGCAAUCACAGGAAACAUGAAUUUUGCACGGCAAUAUCAUACGGCAUCCAUAUUAGCAAAUGGAUAUGUAUUAGUUACUGGUGGAUCCAAUGGCACUGAUCUCAACAGUGCUGAAUUGUAUAAUCCAUCAACAGGCACUUGGACAACCACAGGAAGCAUGAAUGUCGCACGAUUUUAUCAUACAGCAUCCAUUUUAACAAAUGGAUCAGUAUUAGUUACUGGUGGAUCUGGUAGUGCUGGUUCUCCCAAUAGUGCUGAAUUGUACAAUCCAUCAAUAGGCACUUGGACAACCAUAGCAAACAUGAGUAUCGCACGAAGUUUUCACACAGCAUCCAUAUUAGCAAAUGGAAAAGUAUUAGUUGCCGGUGGAGCUGGUAGUGGUGGUUUUCUCAAUAGUGCUGAGCUUUAUUAA